This is a messenger RNA of Megalobrama amblycephala (Wuchang bream), 590 nucleotides long. It is a transcript of the gene dynlt1b, whose product is annotated as dynein light chain Tctex-type 1b. Gene Ontology annotation, cellular component: cytoplasmic dynein complex; cytoplasm. The transcript is spliced from 5 exons. Bases 205 to 489 code for a protein of 94 amino acids. NCBI's taxonomy places the organism in Eukaryota, Metazoa, Chordata, Actinopteri, Cypriniformes, Xenocyprididae. The record is from RefSeq and is a predicted model, not a curated record. Gene Ontology annotation, biological process: microtubule-based movement. Gene Ontology annotation, molecular function: dynein intermediate chain binding.
GUCGUGACUUGUACGGUGCGUCAUUUCCAUGACAACCGUUGAGGCUUUGAUCGACAAAAACAACGAAACAUGGAUGAUGAUCAGAGUGCUGAAGAGACUGCCUUCGUGGUGGAAGAAGUGAGCGGCAUCGUUAAAGAGAAUUUUGAUGUUCGCCUGUCGUGAGAUGAUUGGACACAGGUUUAGCAUGUCUGAGCUGACGGUGUGAUGAUGUGUCAGUCUCUCGAGGGCGUGAUCGGGCGCAGCAGCUACGAGCACAAGCGUGUGAGUCAGUGGACGUCCAGCGUGGUGGAGCAGUGCCUCGCUCAGCUCAGCAAACUGGGCAAACCCUUCAAAUACAUCGUCACCUGCAUCAUCAUGCAGAAGAACGGCGCCGGACUGCAGUCGGCCUCCUCCUGCUUCUGGGACACCACCACAGACGGCAGCUGCACCGUCAGAUGGGAAAAUAAACACUUGUACUGCAUCGUCAGUGUGUUCGGACUCGCCAUUUAGGCGCAAAACUGCCAGACGUGUUCAACUUUCAGUAUUCCUGCCUUAUAUGAAGUCAAAACCCUUUCUGUACAAUAAAAGCACACAAAUCCACAUCUUAAAAA